Kickxella alabastrina is the source of this 2772-nucleotide messenger RNA. RefSeq names its product P-loop containing nucleoside triphosphate hydrolase protein. The record is from RefSeq and is a predicted model, not a curated record. Lineage: Eukaryota; Fungi; Kickxellomycota; Kickxellomycetes; Kickxellales; Kickxellaceae. Bases 127 to 2655 code for a protein of 842 amino acids. Gene Ontology annotation, molecular function: GTP binding; translation elongation factor activity; GTPase activity. The transcript has 2 exons. Gene Ontology annotation, biological process: translational elongation. Gene Ontology annotation, cellular component: cytosol; ribonucleoprotein complex.
UCCUCGCCUUCAUUUUUGUUCUAUUUCCCUCACUUUUUAUUUUGGUUAAUUUUUUGCUAGUACUUUGCUCGUACUACAUAUUUUUCUUUUUUUCGCUAGAACUAUACCAAAGGAAAUACAUUAACCAUGGUUAACUUCACCGUCGACCAGAUCCGUGGCCUCAUGGACAAGGUUACCAACAUCCGUAACAUGUCCGUUAUUGCUCACGUUGACCACGGAAAGUCCACCCUUACCGACUCCCUGGUUGCCAAGGCCGGUAUUAUUUCGUCCGCCAGAGCCGGUGAGACCCGUUUCACUGAUACCCGCCAGGAUGAGCAGGAUCGUUGCAUUACCAUCAAGUCGACGGCUAUUUCGAUGUACUUCGAGCUCGAUGACGAGCAGAUGGAGGACAUCACCUCCAAGACCGUCGGUAACGGUUUCCUGAUCAACUUGAUUGAUUCGCCCGGACACGUUGAUUUCUCGUCCGAGGUUACCGCUGCUCUGCGUGUUACUGACGGUGCCCUUGUUGUCGUUGACACCAUCUCGGGCGUGUCCGUCCAGACCGAGACUGUCCUGCGUCAGGCCCUUACCGAGCUGAUUAAGCCCGUUGUCAUGAUCAACAAGGUUGAUCGCGCUCUGCUCGAGCUCCAGCUGCCCCAGGAGGACCUGUACCAGACUUUCUGCCGUGUUGUUGAGAACGUCAACGUCUCUAUUGCCACCUACCAGGACGUCAACGCCAUGGGUGACCUUAUGGUCUCCCCCGAGCUCGGUACCGUUGCCUUUGGUUCCGGUCUGCACGCCUGGGGCUUCACCCUGCGCCAGUUUGCUGCCCGCUACUCCAAGAAGUUUGGUAUUGACCGCAACAAGCUCAUGAAGAAGUUGUGGGGCGAGAACUUCUUCAACACCAAGACCAAGAAGUGGUCGAGCAAGUCGACUUGCGCUAAGGCCAUGUCCUCCGACCGUGCUUUCAACAUGUUCUGCCUUGAUCCCAUCUACAAGAUCUUUGACACCACGAUGAACGGCCGCAAGGAAGAGGCCAUCGCCAUGGUUGACAAGCUGAGCAUUCCUCUUACCCAUGAGGAGCGUGAGUUGGCCGACAAGCCCCUGCUUAAGGUUAUUAUGCGCAAGUUCCUGCCCGCCGCCGAGGCUCUCAUGGAGAUGAUCUGCAUUCACUUGCCUUCCCCCGUCAAGGCCCAGGCCUACCGUUGCGGUGGUCUGUACGAGGGUCCCAUGGAUGACGAGUCCGCCAUUGGUAUCAAAAACUGCGACCCCAAGGGUCCUCUUAUGCUGUACGUCUCCAAGAUGGUGCCUACCUCCGACAAGGGUCGCUUCUACGCCUUCGGCCGUGUCUUCUCGGGCACUGUCGCUUCGGGCAUGAAGGUCCGCAUCCAGGGCCCCCGCUAUGUCCCUGGCAAGAAGGAGGAUCUCGCCAUCAAGAGCAUCCAGCGCACUAUCCUUAUGAUGGGUCGCUACAUCGAGCCCAUUGAGGAUUGCCCCGCCGGUAACAUUCUUGGCCUUGUCGGUGUUGACCAGUACCUGCUCAAGUCGGGUACCCUCACCACCUCGGAGACCGCCCACAACAUGAAGGUCAUGAAGUUCUCCGUGUCCCCCGUUGUCCAGGUUGCCGUCGAUGUCAAGAACGCCCAGGAUCUGCCCAAGCUCAUCGAGGGUCUUAAGCGUCUGUCCAAGUCCGACCCUUGCGUCCUGUGCUUCACCUCCGAGUCUGGUGAGCACAUCGUUGCUGGUGCCGGUGAGCUCCAUCUCGAGAUUUGCCUUAAGGAUCUUGAGGAGGACCACGCCCAGGUUCCCCUGAGAACCGGUGACCCCGUAGUCGAGUACCGCGAGACCGUCCAGGCCACCUCCGCCUUUGUUGCCCUGUCCAAGUCGGCCAACAAGCACAACCGUAUCCAUAUGACUGCUGAGCCCGUUGACGAGCAGCUCACCAAGCUCGUUGAGGAGGGCAAGGUUGCCCCCACCGACGACAUCAAGGAGCGCGGUCGCCUCCUUGCCGAGGAGUUCGGCUGGGACAUCAAUGAUGCCCGUAAGAUCUGGUGCUUUGGUCCCGAGAACAAGGGCCCCAACUUCCUUGUCGAUGCGUCCAAGGGUGUCCAGUACCUUAACGAGAUCAAGGAUCACUGCGUCUCCGGCUUCCAGUGGGCCACCAAGGAGGGUCCCUGCUCCGAGGAGGCCAUGCGUGGCUGCCGCUUCAACAUUGUUGAUGUCACCCUUCACGCUGAUACCAUCCAUCGCGGUGCUUCCCAGAUCCAGAGCACUUGCCGUCGUGUCGUCUACGCCUCGGCUAUGAUUGCCAAGCCCGGACUCCAGGAGCCCAUCUACCUCGUCGAAAUCCAGUGCCCUGAGAACGCCAUGGGCGGUAUCUACUCGGUUCUUAACCGUCGUCGUGGUCACGUCUUCGAGGAGGCUCAGCGCCCCGGUACCCCUCUGUACAACAUCAAGGCGUACCUGCCCGUUUCCGAGUCGUUCGGCUUCACCGCCGAUCUGCGUUCGGCUACCGGUGGCCAGGCCUUCCCCCAGUCGGUCUUCGAUCACUGGCAGAUUAUGUCGGGUGUCAUCACCGAGCCCGGAAAGGUUAACGACGUCGUGAAGGCUCUGCGUAAGCGCAAGGGUCUUGUUGAGGAGCUGCCCCCUCUUGACCGCUACCUGGACAAGCUCUAAUCGAGCCGGUUCUGCGAUCGUGUUGUUUUUUCAUCGAAUAAUAAUAUUGUUUUUUAUGGAUAUCCAACUUGGAAUUGAGUAAGAUUUAGCGUUGUACAGAGUGUGGUUAUUUAUUUC